AUGCUGGGCUUCAAUGGCACUCCUUUCUAGCCAUCCACACUCCAGCUGACAGGCAUUCCUAGGAUGCAAACAGGCCAAGCCUGGUUUGCCUUAAUUUUUUGCAUCCUCUACUCGAUCUCCAUUUUAGGCAACCUCAGUAUCCUCACUCUGGUGGUUUGGGAUCCUGCUCGGCACCAGCCCAUGUACUACUUCCUCUCUAUGCUCUCUCUCAGUGAUCUUGGAGUGUCCCUUUCUACACUUCCCACUGUGCUUGCUACCUUUUGUUUCAACUACCGCCAUGUUGACUUUGAUGCCUGUUUAGCACAGAUGUUCUUCAUUCACACUUACUCUUUCAUGGAAUCUGGCAUACUUCUCGCCAUCUUUGAUCGUUUUGUGGCUAUAUGUGACCUACUACACUAUGCCACCGUGCUUACCAACAGCCGAAUCUUGGCCAUGGGCUUAGGUAUUCUCACCAGGAGUUUUACCACUCUCUUUCCUUUCCCUUUUCUGGUGAAAAGACUGCCUUUCUGCAAGGGCAAUGUUUUGCAUCACUCAUAUUGCCUCCAUCCAGAUCUCAUGAAAGUAGCGUGUGGAGACAUUCAUGUUAACAACAUCUAUGGACUCUUUGUGGUCAUUUUAACCUAUGGUGUGGACUCAGUUUUUAUCCUUUUAUCCUAUGCAUUGAUCUUGAGAGCUGUGUUGGCAAUUGCAUCCCAGGAGCAGAGAAUUAAGGCACUCAGUACAUGUAUGUUGCACAUCUGUGCAGUUCUGGCCUUUUAUGUGCCCAUAAUUGCUGUCUCUCUGAUCCAUCGCUUCUGGAAAAGUGCCCCAACUGUUGUCCAUGUCAUGAUGUCCAAUGUCUACUUGUUUAUACCUCCCAUGCUCAACCCCAUCAUAUAUAGUGUGAAGACCAAGGAGAUCCGCAGAGGGAUCCUCAAAAUCUUCCAUAAAUCCCAGACCUAG
Messenger RNA from Castor canadensis (American beaver), 942 nucleotides. RefSeq names its product olfactory receptor 51I1-like. Gene Ontology annotation, cellular component: plasma membrane. NCBI's taxonomy places the organism in Eukaryota, Metazoa, Chordata, Mammalia, Rodentia, Castoridae. Gene Ontology annotation, molecular function: olfactory receptor activity; G protein-coupled receptor activity. Gene Ontology annotation, biological process: G protein-coupled receptor signaling pathway. The record is from RefSeq and is a predicted model, not a curated record.